GGAAACCCUUGUCUCGUGAGGUAAAAUCGAAUCGAAGUCAUCGUUAUACAUAGUUAUUCCUCAUGCUGUGCAACAUUAUAUCGGUUACGGUUUGAUCACCUUUAAAUUGAGUGAUCCUAUCGCUAUCAUUCCCAGCAUCAGUUACACAACUCGAACUCGGUUGAACAUGGACAGUGGGAUGUUUGAGUAGAAGUAUGUGCGAUUUCAUCUGUCUGAAUCUAAAAGGGAUCUGUCGUCUGUCAUUUACCAUGUGGCUCCCGUAUCAUCUCUCGCUUCCGUAUCAUCUCACCUCACGCCUCCCCUAGGAAGACUAUACACAUCAUAUCCCGCCUCCCUGCACAUGGCCAUCAUUGUCGUAUUCUAUCUUUUUAUCAGGGACGCACCGCCCGGCUUCUUUUGCUGGAUACUCUUGACCCAUUGAUUGAUAUGUCAAUAAUCAUCAACCUACAUCAUCAGCAUGUUAUUCGAAUGCAUAGUAACUAUAAUCGACGAUCUUUCGUGUCUCGUCCAAUGAAUCAUAUCACUUGAAUAUCGUUAUACCAUAGAAAUAGAAGCAAGAGAAGAUAGAGUGGGAGGAUCUACAAGACACUUCUUAGAAGAGGAGCAAGCUGCAGUCAAAAAUAUUUCUAAAGAGCAAGCAGUGGUAGGAUGGUUCGUCCUCAGCGCAUCUUACAGCAGGCGUCGGCCGUCGCUGUCGCAGUGAGUGUGAAUGCCGAGUCUUUCCUAAAUUAAGGCGGCUUGUUAAUAAAUAGUUCUUUACUUAGUAACGAAAUCCCGGCUGGUCGCCGCCGAAAUCCUCGGCCGGGAGCUCCGGGCGAGCUAAACACCGCGCGAAACAUCCAAAAGUGACCAGCGUAACCCCCUCGCCGAGUGCGGAGGAGUAACAGGAAAGCAAAACGCAACGCGCAUACCCAUCGAGAGAUGGCCGGCGCAAUUGCUCUGAUGAAUGCGCGCGCCUGGCUUGCUAUGCAGGCUCUUCCCGCUGGUUGCCGUGCGUGUCUGGCGUGUGUCCCUGCUUUUUCGCUUCCGCCUGCUCACUGAUUGGGUGUGCUUAGGAUAGUCCGCGCCCCUGCGGGGUGUCGAGAUGUGCCACCGCCCUGGUCGGUGGCGGGUGCUUCUAGGUGCGCGCGCGGUUUGGCUAAACUGAAUUGCAUUAGCGCGCGUAGCUAAGGUUUUCGGCAGUGGUUCUGGGCGUUUUGCUCGACGUCGACGCCGUUCCUUCCAUCUUGGUUGGCUGCAGAAUGCGCGCGGGCAUAGCUCGCGCAACCUGUUAACGAGGAGAAUCCGGAAAGGAUAGGCGUCGCAGGUCCUCACUGGGAGCUAAUAAAUUCGUAGAAAUAGAACACUGAUGCCGCCGCAGCUUCCUUCGCUUGUUCUUAGAGGUACCCACCGCACUGCCUGACCUUCGCCCGCCGGGUUUCCCCGCCGCAAACGACGACGAGCGCAGGCGGUGCCUCGUUUCCCUUUCGUUCUUGGGUUCUUUCGCGCUCGGUCGCGUGUGCUGGUGCUGGUGGUCGGUGCUGGCUUCACCACAGACACCAGCGAGGCCACUUCCUUGGCUUGUCGAUGCUGCUCCGCGUGGGUGGGUGGCUGGUGAACAUCACUGUGCCACAGGCGUGGCGCGCGUGGGCGUGUGCGCAUCCAUGCGAUGGCCUGUUCUUCAACGGGAUCGGGGUUGGGCGUAUAGCCAUAGUCUUCGCCCGCUCCUGAUUGUCGCACGCAGGUCGGUGUGCCCACAGAGUGGGAGUAGCCGCAUCUGCGUCGCUGCUUUCGUUUUUUGGAAUUUUAGUAGGCACUUCUGAAGGCCUCUCGGCAGAAAGGCUGUUCAGAUUACCACGCCGCAAACAACCCAGACUUGUGAACUUACUGUGACUGUGCACCAGGACAGUCACAGGGCGCGAGAGAGCUGCGGUUAGCGUGGCUGCCCUCUCUCUAAACUGCUGAGCUUUGGCUCUAGCGUGCCUUGGAGGCGCUCCAGACCUUGAGCUUGGCCCUCUCAUUGUCUCUCUUGCGCUAGAAUCGCGCGUGGAGUACUGUACUGCACAGCACGCCUCACCCCGGGCCCGCCUCGCCCCCGUUAUUAGUACUUCGCAACGAAAUACCAUUAAUUGUAAAAGUGAAAACCGAGGCACAGCCUCAGCCAGUAAUGUACGAAACAAAAAGGGGCUAAUGUGCACUGUGCACAUUAUGGCUAAGGAAACCUCCUUAAUUUCAUAAUGAUGAAAGUAAGGAUUCAAUUAUCAAGUCAGUAAGGAUUCAAUUCUCUAACUAGAAUCGCGUCGAACAAAAGAACCAGUACCAGAGCCAGAUAGUCUCUCUGCAGUUGCGGCCCAAAUACAGUCCGACGAAAAAGUGGAAGUGACGGUUGGCCCUAACCGGAUGGCCGCUAAUGACGUGAACGUGCAUAAUGAUGGUACGGUGACCGGUGUAGAUAACCAAUUGGAGGUCACGCACCAGGGGCAAAAAGGUGAACCUUCUGUGCAGAUGACGGGUGGUAGUGAUAUUAAUCCUGCGACGGCACAUAUUAGCCCUGAGGCUGUGCAUAUGUCGAGCGGUGGAAAGGAUCAGGCGAAAGUGGAUCUUCUUCAUACGAGCGAGUCGCACGCAGUUGUUAUGCAUGGGAUGUUUUUUACUGUGUUGCAAAUAGUUGUGCGUAUCGUGAAUGCUGCAGAACGGAUGCCAGAUAUUUGUCUUUUCAUCAUCUACACAGUUUCGGAUUGCGAUUAUUUACAUAGUACAUCUACAUACUCAUACGACCUGGAAUUCCUUUGUUUACUCCUUCUGUUACUUUGAUUAUGUUUUGAAUAAAUUGGAUGAUGACAGACGCCUUCUGUCUCGGCGGAGAGUUCGUGGCAGGGAGCUAAAUUUACAGUCAGAUAUUUAUUCAUCGACAUAAGUAAUAGAGUUCUCCUCGACUUUAAUUGAAAGGUUGUCUGAUAACGAGACUCCUUAUAAAAUAUGCAAUAGACUGUGAUUGUCCCCUAUCCCCAAUAGAAUCCGAAAUAUGUUGGUGUUGAGUCUUUUCUUUAAGAAAUCCCUUCUCCUUCACCGUCGUCUUCUAAUUUUUGCGAGCCGCAGCCUAAGGCAAACCCAAGCGUCGGAGAGUCGUCCUAGGCCACCAAUCCUCAACUCAGGAGAAAACUGCGAACGAGGAGAGGCGAAGAGACGGUCAGAAGAGAUCGAGGUGGGCUCUUGCACAAUGCGAAUGGGUAUGAGGUGGAGCUAUUCUGGUAGUUGUACAGCAUAAGUGAGGAGCAAUACCACAAUGACAAUCAAUGAAGAGUCAGUGACUGUGACAGAGCUGUGCCUGUGGAGACACUAACAGUACGAAACUGUACCCCAAUGCUAAGAAGACCAAUAUAUUAGUGAUUCUGCAAUAACCAUGUAGACUGUUGUUGACUGCACUCUUCUUCAACGAUUUCGACUGAAAGUAUAUCUGAAGAAGGAGUGAAAGAUUAUUUAGCCCAACUCGAAAAGAAAAAAUUUCGAACAAUCACAACGACAACACGAUAGACGCAAAAUGAAUGAUAGACAGCACGAUAAGUAAGUAGAAAGAGAAACAUCUUCAACUUUCACGACAUCUCCAUGACAAGAAUUUCAAAAAAGACAUGUUGUUCGUAUUCGUUACAUCACAAAUCGUUACAUUCUCGUAUAAAUCAACACAUACAUGUUACCACGUACAAGUAGUUUUCGAAUCAUCUAGUACUUGUCAGGAAUUACUAAAAAGAUAUAAGCAACAUCACAAAAUAUCAUCCUCAUUUGCGAAGCACAAACCAACAAGAAUUGGAUAAAUCCAUGGGAAUAAUUCGUACAGCAUAUCAUGCAUUUACAGAUAAAAAAGAAAAACAUAAAAGAAGAAAGGUACAGGUAGGAUAAUAUUGUUCGUGGUAGCUUCAAAUGGUGUUGUUCAGCUGUAGGCUGAUCAUCACCAUGAAAUGUUGAGAGGACUAAUUCCGGAUCCGGCAGUAACUAUUCAACACUGAGCUUAUCGUUAUCCUUCUUGCUACUACAGGAACAAACUACAAAUUACAACACGCUAGUGCUAGAGGUUGCAUGACCGGGAGAAAGUCAGCAGCUGCACGCUGUCUUUGUCUCGUGUUCUUCCAAGUCUUCUUCAACGAAAACAGGUGGUAAGGCAAGCCGAGGAACUCGAGAGCAUGGAGUAGAAAGUAACUUCUUCGGAUCGCUGUGACGAAAUUGGUAGUGAAUCUUGUUGAUGCUGCGAUGAUCCUGG
This is a messenger RNA of Amoebophrya sp. A25, 4234 nucleotides long. The record is from the annotation of a GenBank genome assembly. Lineage: Eukaryota; Dinophyceae; Syndiniales; Amoebophryaceae.